AUGCAAGUAGCCGCCUGUGGAAAUGCUCUUUUGGGGAAGGAUGAAGACUCUGGAUUUGGAGUAGAUGACUUGGAGCAACGCAUCUCAGUUGUCUCCAUCUGGGGUGGUGGCUCACGUCCAGAGCAACAGAAGCACUUGCGCUAUGGCAGCCACCGAGAUGCACCAGGAAGUGGUAGCUGGAUUGUUUGUGCUGCGCCCGGACGGCUAUUGGAUCUCAUUUGUGCAGAAGAAGAGGAAGGCCGUGAGCCUUUGGCCAGUGUGCGAGUCUUGGUGCUCGAUGAAGGUGAUAGGAUGCUUGAGGAGGGGCUAGGCGACCAACUGGAUGGCAUUGCCCUGCGCACGGCGCACAUGCGACAGACGCUUUUCUUUUCGGCCACCUGGCGGGAGGAGAAGGUGGGUGAGCAAGCCAGACGGUUUUGCCGUCACACACCCGUAGUGAUUCAGAUUGGCGAGAAUGGUACUAUGCAAGAAGGUAGCGUGUCAGCUUGCCCUCGGAACAUUCGGCAGAUCGUUGAGGUCUUCGACGAUGACGAGAGCGAGGAAAAGCGAGAAGAGCGAAAAUUGGCGCGUCUUCUCGAGCUUUUGAGUGCUCUGGAGCAGGGCACAAGUGAAGAAACUGGAGAUGCAAAAUGCGUGGCCUUUGGGAAAGCCUUGGUCUUUUGCACAACAAAGAAAUUGGCCGAUACAGUGGUGGCUCAACUUGCGGACAGAGGUUGCGAAGCUCUUUCGUUGCAUGGGGGCAAGGCACAGCAGGAGCGUAAUUACAACCUCGAAAGAUUUACCAGCAGCGAAGAGCAAGCUCCCAAUGUGCUUGUGGCGACCGAUGUGCUGGGGCGCGGCAUCGACUUGCCCAACGUGACGCAUGUCUUCGUGUUUGACAUGCCGGGGUGUAUUGAUGAUUACAUCCACAGAAUUGGGCGUACUGCUCGUGGGAUGGAUGGACAGGGUCAGGCAAUCUGCUUCUUUGAGUACGCUGAUUGUCUUCCAAAUCUGGCAGAGGACUUGGUCACACACCUUGAAGUCACGGAGCAACCAGUUCCACCAGAGUUGAAGCGGAUCGCUGAGGAGGUGGCAGAAGGUGGCAGGGGACGACGAGUGAAGAAAGAGGAGCUGGAACUGCCCACUUAUGGCUUGGCCACGGCAGAUGAGCUUGGCGUUUGGCAUGCCUCGGGCUACAGGUCUUGGAUGUUUGAAUCUUUGUCGCUCAAGGCCAGUGGGUGGUUCAUCUUCGGCCAUGCUGGUGUGCUUGAGACUGACCGCGGACCAGGGCAGUGGCGUCGCAUCGAGGGCUCCGACGAGAUCAUGGAGGUAGUCUUCGGAAACUUCGCGCUGCAGCUUCAGUACUUCCCAAAAUGGCAAGGCAAGAAACGGCCGAACUUCAGCUCCAUCGCCUCUGCGACCUGGCUGGAAGUAGCAGCAUCCAAGCAUGGACAAGUCACUGGUUGGAUUCAGAAGUCCAAGCAGUAUAAGUGGGUGGACCCGGUGGACAUGGAGGGUGAAGCCGAAGAGCUUCCUGAGACAGAAGGGGCCAAAGGGCCCCAGCCUGAAGCUGAUGGUCGGCUUGAAGCCCUGGAAACAGAGUGGCAAUCGCGUUUGGAAGAGGCAAAAGCGGAAAGCCGUCGGUUGCAUGAUCAAUUGCAUCGGCAGGAGGUAAGAUCUGCAGAACAGGCUCGUGAGAUUGCUAUCUUGGGUGCUGAAGGACCAUCUCAAGCUGUGCGGCGAUUACAGGGGGAAGUUGCAAUGCUGGAGAGCAAGGUUUUGGAACAGCAGGCCAUACAGUCAGCUGCUGCACGAAAGUCUGAGAUUGCCCUGAGAGCGGAGCUGGACGUGAAGAACCACGAGGUCUCCACUCUCAAGAGGGCAUUGGAGGCACGAGAUAGUGAGGUGUGCCGCUACGAAGCGGAGCUGGGCGCCAUCAUUGCGGAGCUCAACGUCCUGCGAGAAAAGCCUUGUUCUUAA
Molecule: messenger RNA, 1959 nt
Organism: Cladocopium goreaui
Lineage: Eukaryota; Dinophyceae; Suessiales; Symbiodiniaceae
Source: the annotation of a GenBank genome assembly